Molecule: messenger RNA, 618 nt
Organism: Trypanosoma cruzi
Lineage: Eukaryota; Euglenozoa; Kinetoplastea; Trypanosomatida; Trypanosomatidae
Exons: 1
Source: RefSeq, a predicted model, not a curated record
AUGGGUAGUCGAGCAAAGCGAUCCGGCCCAUCGAAGGGUGGGAAGAAACGUGUCGAGACGCGGCCUGCGCUGCCGCCGCCAAUACCACCAUUUCUUUGCCUCUGUCGUGGCUAUGUGUACGCGCCUCAGCCGCUGUCAGUUGAUGUGUCCAUCCGAGUUCCCCUGCAGCAGCUGCGAAACCGUGAGGCGGUGAAUGAUCUCGUGUUGCGCAGUGUGCUGCAUCGUCCACACGCAACACCGUCGUCUUUGGAUCAGGACGCUGCGGAGAAGACAUAUUUUUAUGUGGUUCAUGUGGAGUCUAUUUUGAUUCACGCAGACUCCGCACGACAGAGUGAACACACUGGGGAGGUGCAACUUUGUGCCACCGCGGAGACCGUGUUAGCACGUGUUGAAUACGGCCUGCUCGUGGGUGUUGCGGAGUCGAGAAAGUUUAUGGACACAAUGAUCGUUCGACUCCAGGGCGGGACCCCCGUGGGAGGCAUGCAGCAGCAUCAUCAUGGCGACGACAACAGGACAAGCGGCCAUAGCAGUGAUCGCGGUGGAGCCCUGCUCGUGACGGCGCGGUGUUUGGACGCGGAGCCCGUCGUGGCGGGGCAGGCGGUGCUGCUUGUGUCGGAG